Messenger RNA from Erigeron canadensis, 2212 nucleotides. Its product is annotated as serine/threonine-protein phosphatase 2A 65 kDa regulatory subunit A beta isoform. The record is from RefSeq and is a predicted model, not a curated record. The coding region runs from base 207 to 1970 and encodes 587 amino acids. Lineage: Eukaryota; Viridiplantae; Streptophyta; Magnoliopsida; Asterales; Asteraceae. Gene Ontology annotation, biological process: protein dephosphorylation. The transcript is spliced from 13 exons. Gene Ontology annotation, cellular component: protein phosphatase type 2A complex; cytoplasm. Gene Ontology annotation, molecular function: protein binding; protein phosphatase regulator activity.
AAUUAACAAAUAAUAGAAAUAAAGUAAUUUAGUGAGUGAGGGAGUGUUUCUGGAAUCCACCGUUUGAAGUAAGCUUUCCCUGUCUGUGUGUCCGGUGCUCAACCAACAAAGCAAAGCAGCUCCUCCAAAAUUGACCCACCACCACCCGGUACACUUACUAAUCAUUUUGAUCUGAUUGAUUUUUCAUUCGUAGUCUGUGACCUACAAUGUCGAUGGGUGACGAGCCUUUGUACCCGAUAGCGGUAUUGAUAGACGAGCUCAAAAACGAUGAUAUACAGCUGCGUUUAAAUUCUAUUAGAAGGUUGUCUACGAUUGCUCGUGCUCUAGGAGAGGAGCGGACAAGAAAGGAGUUGAUUCCUUUCUUGAGUGAAAACAAUGAUGACGAUGACGAGGUUCUUCUUGCCAUGGCGGAGGAGUUAGGUGUUUUUAUUCCGUAUGUUGGUGGAGUAGAGCAUGCUCAUGUGUUGUUGCCUCCGCUUGAAACGUUAUGUACUGUUGAAGAGACGUGUGUGAGGGACAAAGCUGUGGAGUCGUUAUGCAGGAUCGGUUCACAGAUGAGAGAGUCUGAUCUCGUUGAUUCGUUUGUACCCAUGGUUAAGAGGUUGGCAGCUGGUGAAUGGUUCACUGCUCGAGUUUCUGCAUGUGGUCUGUUUCACAUUGCUUAUCCUAGUGCCUCGGAGGCGUUGAAGACGGAACUGAGGUCGGUAUUUAGUCAGCUAUGUCAAGAUGACAUGCCGAUGGUUAGGAGAGCAGCUGCGACAAACUUGGGGAAGUUUGCUGCUACUGUAGAGUAUGCUUAUCUCAAGACUGAUAUCAUGCAAAUCUUUGAAGAUCUUACCCAGGAUGAUCAAGAUUCUGUUCGUUUGCUAGCUGUCGAGGGUUGUGCUUCCCUCGGGAAGUUGCUAGAACCCCAGGAUUGCGUUGCACAUAUUCUUCCUGUCAUUGUUAAUUUUUCUCAGGAUAAGUCUUGGCGUGUUCGUUAUAUGGUUGCUAAUCAGUUGUAUGAGCUAUGUGAAGCUGUGGGCCCCGAGCCUACCAAGACGGAUUUGGUUCCAGCUUAUGUGAGGUUGCUUCGGGAUAACGAAGCGGAAGUACGUAUUGCAGCUGCAGGAAAGGUCACCAAGUUUAGUCGAAUUCUUAGCCCAGAACUUGCAAUGCAACAUAUUCUUCCAUGUGUAAAGGAGUUGUCAUCGGAUUCUUCUCAGCAUGUUAGGUCCGCUCUAGCAUCUGUUGUAAUGGGCAUGGCCCCUGUUCUAGGAAAGGAUGCAACAAUCGAACAACUUCUACCUAUAUUUCUUUCACUCUUAAAGGAUGAAUUUCCAGAUGUACGCCUCAAUAUUAUUAGUAAGCUAGAUCAAGUGAAUCAGGUUAUUGGAAUUGAUCUUUUGUCUCAGUCGUUACUUCCGGCCAUUGUUGAACUUGCAGAAGAUAGGCAUUGGAGGGUUCGCUUGGCAAUCAUAGAAUACAUACCACUGUUGGCUAGUCAGUUAGGUGUAGGAUUUUUUGAUGAUAAACUUGGUGCGCUCUGUAUGCAAUGGUUACAAGACAAGGUUUACUCCAUCAGAGAUGCUGCUGCUAAUAACUUAAAGCGCCUUGCAGAGGAAUUUGGUCCUGAUUGGGCAAUGCAGCACAUUAUUCCACAGGUUCUGGAUAUGAUUAACAAUCCCCAUUACUUGUACCGUAUGACAGUUCUUCGUGCUAUUUCUUUAUUGGCCCCUGUUAUGGGCUCAGAAAUCACUUGUUCUAAGUUGCUUCCUGUAGUCAUUAACAUAUCCAAGGACAGAGUACCAAAUAUCAAGUUUAAUGUUGCAAAGGUGCUGCAAUCCCUAAUUCCUAUAGUUGAACAGUCGGUGGUAGAGAAAAGCAUUCGGCCAUGCCUGGUUGAGCUGGCAGAGGACCCAGAUGUUGAUGUCCGUUUUUUUGCCAACCAAGCUCUCCAGUCAAUUGAUCAAGUCAUGAUGUCUAGCUAAACAAGUUGAUGUUGCAAAUUUCUGAAUUUUUUCUUGGACCGAAGAGGCUUCUCUCCAACCCAGAGGUGCUCUAGUUUCAUAGUAGGUUGGUAGCUGCAUCUUCUGUGUUUAUCGCUUGUUUGUAGUGUAUUCUUUAUUAACUUGCCACUUGAAUGUCUGUUGUAAUAUCAAAAUCAGCUUUCUAAUAUUACUUCAAACCGUGGAUAUAUCAUUAAGCCAUUAUAUCCUCCUUAGUGUGCUUA